This is a messenger RNA of Cordyceps fumosorosea ARSEF 2679, 4101 nucleotides long. Its product is annotated as peroxisomal biogenesis factor 6. Gene Ontology annotation, biological process: protein import into peroxisome matrix. Gene Ontology annotation, cellular component: peroxisomal membrane; cytosol. The coding region runs from base 1 to 4101 and encodes 1366 amino acids. The record is from RefSeq and is a predicted model, not a curated record. Gene Ontology annotation, molecular function: ATP hydrolysis activity; ATP binding. NCBI's taxonomy places the organism in Eukaryota, Fungi, Ascomycota, Sordariomycetes, Hypocreales, Cordycipitaceae. The transcript is spliced from 3 exons.
AUGACGGCAACCUCGACCAGCGCGGCCGCCGCCGCGGCGUCCCGGCGCAAGAUUCGUCGCCGACGUGCCGACAAGCCUGCCAUAACCUCGCGCCUCAUUCUCGACGACCACAUCAAGAGCGAUGUCGGUAUCCUCUCCGCAGACCUCUUCGCAGACCUUUUUCCCCAUUUCGGCGAGACCACCGACGACGACAACGCCUCCGACAUCCACCACAUCGCCAUCGCGCCUUGGACGCCAAAUGCCUCUCCUACCGGUAGCGCCUGGUGUAUUGUGCCUGUAUCUCGCUCCUCCACGCUUGCGCAUUCGACAAUUCACUUCUCGCCCUCAUCUACCGCCCUCCAGAGCUUCGCCGUCACCCUGCAGAAGAUUGCGCCCUCCAAGCUUACCAGUCAUAGCCGGAGCGGCAUCGAGAUUCUCGUUCUUGAUGUUGCUGCUGUUCCUCUCGAGACUGUAUUUGUGAGCCUGGAGAGCGAGCUCACAAAGCGCCUUGAAAAUGGCGAGGGCACUUUCUUCAGAGAGCAUCCCACUCACCAAGUUGCCCGAGGCAGCCUACCCCAAGACCGUCUCAUGACCGCGCUGCGAGCCGCUCUCGGCACGCUCACGGUUGUACAUGCGGGCGAUCUAUUCCCAUUGCCACUACCACCACAUCCGGUCACGCACCUGCCGCCCAAUCCCGGCAAGAUUAUGCUCUGCGAGCCGGUCGCGCAAGGCGUUCUCACUCCAAACACCAAGAUUGUGCUCAUGCGCGGGAGAGUUCACCGUAGACAAGAACGCAGCAGCUCAUCCUUGAGCCAGCUGAAUGGCAAUGUCGAUCAUGGGGAGGACACCAGCGCCGACCAAUUCUUCUCUGCCGCGGAAGAGCGUUACAAGACUGAUGCGCGCCCGGAUGAGACUGAAACCGAAACCGCGACGGAGACAGAGACCGACUUCUCCGGCGCCGAGCAGGAAGAUGAGCUCUCCGACGACUCCAUGGAUGACAUGAUAUCCCUCGAAGCUCCCGAGCUGCACGCGACAAACAUCAAUGGGCCCGGCACUAUGGGCCCUGGCACUCCCAUGACUGUCGCCACCCUCCGCGGCCGCAAGACGAGCGGCAUGCAGACUCCGGGCUCUGUAUUUUCCAACUUUACUGCUACGACGGCACGAGCCGACCGACCCCGCGGCCGUCUGUUCAAGGCAUACGGACUGCAGCGACCGAUCCCUUCCGAAAUCUUACACCCCAAACCAGCCGCCCAGGACGAUGAGGAGGCCAGAAUAUAUGUCGACAUGUCAUCGCUAUCCAAAAUUGGAUGCUUUUCUGGUGACUGGGCUCGCAUCGAGGUUGCCGAGGAACCACCAACCAACGGCUUUGGCGCGUUUGGGCUGGGCAGUUUUGGGAACAACGACUCGGAGACGGGUAUCUGGCGUCCAGUCCGAGUAUUCGGACUUCCUGAGGGCUACUCGGCGCCACGUACUGUCAGUAGGAUAGCCGGCUCGCGUGGCAGUGAGCGACGUAUGUCCUUCUUCGAAUCUCAGGUGCAGCGCCCUACUAGCCCUGCAGCGUACGCAUCGCCCGUCCUACUCGCCAACCUCGAAAACGCCACCCAUUUGCGGAUCUCGGCCCUGAAGAAGUCAUCCUACCAAGGCAAGGGAACGAAUCCACGAUUUGCCAGCGCAGCGCAUCCGCCUUAUGCGCGUGACAUUACCAUCCAACAUGUACGAACUCCAGUGUCUGCUGAGCGAGCCUACCAGACGGCUGUCCUUGGUGGGCUGAAGCACUACUUUGCCGACAAGCUGCGACUGGUGCGUUCUGGUGACUUGAUAGCCGUGUCUGUCGACUCUCAACUCGGUCGCGCCUUGCAAGAAGCUGUUGGCGCAGGUGGCUCUGAGGUAGACGAUGUCAUGGCACUCAGUGGUAGUGGCCAAGCCGAUGACUCCCACUACGAUGGUGUCGCAUGGUUCAAGGUUGGCCACAUUCAGAUUCAAAAAUCCGACGAAGACGAGGACGGAACUGCUGAAGGUUUCUGGGGCUCUGUAGCGUGCAUUGAUAGCUCGACCGUAGCCAUGCACGGCUCGGGAUUCGUGACGAGCCGGAUCCCUGGCACCAGCCACAGCACCUGGCCGUAUUAUCUCGGUCUUCGAAAGGCCGCCAAGUCAGAAAGUGAUUCCGCGGCACCGCCUUCUCUAUUCGUCACCCAAAACGAACACAUUUCACCUCUCCGCAGACAACUACGGGAAUUGCUGGUGGCAGCCACCAGCAAGCGUGCAAUCCACCUUAAGAUGCCGCCAGUGGCUAUUCUGCUCACAUCUACACACCGCAAUAUUGGCAAAACGACACUGGCUACGACAUCGUGCUCAGAUAUCGGCCUCCACGCCUACGAGAUCGACGCCUACGAUAUUCUCAACGAAGGGGGUGGGAGUGGCGGUGACGUCAAGACGGAAGGCUUCCUGCGAACCCGCGCCGAGCGCGCUGCCAGUUGCGGUGCGGACUGCUGCGCCCUACUCAUCCGCCACAUUGAAGCGCUCACUGCAGAUCGUAUUGAGGCAACCUUGAAGGAGAUUCUUGACGACACACGCGUUCUCAUUGCCACCACGAACAAGAUCGACGACGUCCCAGAUGGUGUGCGGGCUCUCUUCACCCACGAGCUCGAAAUGGGUGCGCCCGAUGAAGCGGAACGUGAAGCCAUUCUGCGUGGCGUGAUUUGCGACCGCGGCAUCACCCUGGAUCCCGGUAUCGACCUAAAUUCGAUCGCGCUCAAGACGGCCGCGCUCGUUGCCGGCGACCUUGUCGACGUCGUGGAGCGCGCCUCCCUCGCCCAGCGUGCGCGCCUGGAAGCGCUCUCGACCAAGACGAGCGGCACCGGCCUGCCCGUCACGGUGCGGGACGUGCAGGUCGCGGGCGGCCCGCUGGCGCGCUCGCUGACGGGCGCCGACUUUGACGCCGCCGUGGAAGCCGCGCGCAAGAACUUCUCCGACGCGAUCGGCGCGCCCAAGAUCCCCAACGUGACGUGGGACGACGUCGGCGGCCUGGGCAACGUCAAGGACGCCAUCACGGAGACGAUCCAGCUGCCGCUGGAGCGGCCGGAGCUGUUCGCGCGCGGCAUGAAGAAGCGGUCCGGCAUCCUCUUCUACGGCCCGCCCGGCACGGGCAAGACGCUGCUGGCCAAGGCCAUCGCCACCGAGUACAGCCUCAACUUCUUCUCCGUCAAGGGGCCCGAGCUGCUCAACAUGUACAUUGGCGAGUCCGAGGCCAACGUGCGCCGCGUGUUUCAGCGCGCGCGCGACGCCCGCCCCUGCGUCGUCUUCUUCGACGAGCUCGACUCGGUCGCCCCCAAGCGCGGCAACCAGGGCGACAGCGGCGGCGUCAUGGACCGCAUCGUCUCGCAGCUGCUCGCAGAGCUGGACGGCAUGUCCGGCGGCGGCGACGACUCGGGUGGGGUGUUCGUGAUCGGCGCCACGAACCGCCCGGACCUGCUGGACCAGGCGCUCCUGCGUCCCGGCCGCUUCGACAAGAUGCUGUACCUCGGCGUGUCCGACACGCACGACAAGCAGCGGACCAUUCUCGAGGCCCUCACCAGAAAAUUCACCUUGCACCCGUCCGUCUCGCUCGCCACCGUCGCGCAGCAGCUCCCCUUCACCUACACCGGCGCCGACUUUUACGCUCUCUGCAGCGACGCCAUGCUCAAGGCCGUCACGCGCGCCGCCUCUGCCGUCGACGCCAAGGUGCGCGCCGUCAACGCCGACCCCGCCCGCAAGCACCCAAUCUCCACGGCGUACUUCUUCGACCACCUGGCCACGCCCGAGGACGUCGCCGUCACCGUCACGGAGCGCGACUUCCUGGACGCCCACGACGAGCUCAUCCCCAGCGUGUCGGCCGGCGAGCUGGCCCACUACGAAAAGGUGCGCGCCAUGUUCGAGGGUGGCCGGCAGCAGGGGCAGAGGCCGGCGUCCGGGGGGGGGAGCCGUCCGGGGACGGCGGGGUCGCUCAACAAGGGCAAGGGCAGGGCGGUGGUGGAGAAUGGCACCGGUGGUGGGUUGAAUGGUAGGGUGGUGAGCAAGGGCAAGGGCAAGGCGGUGGCGGGAUUCCAGGAUGGCACGGCGAGUGACGACGAUGAUUUGUAUUAG